Amyelois transitella is the source of this 1491-nucleotide messenger RNA. Its product is annotated as tubulin beta chain. The transcript is spliced from 2 exons. Gene Ontology annotation, molecular function: GTPase activity; structural constituent of cytoskeleton; GTP binding. NCBI's taxonomy places the organism in Eukaryota, Metazoa, Arthropoda, Insecta, Lepidoptera, Pyralidae. Gene Ontology annotation, cellular component: cytoplasm; microtubule. Gene Ontology annotation, biological process: mitotic cell cycle; microtubule cytoskeleton organization. The record is from RefSeq and is a predicted model, not a curated record. The coding region runs from base 79 to 1422 and encodes 447 amino acids.
CAUCGUCUAUCUAGUCGGACGAGAAUAGAAAUCUAGUUGGUGAAAACGAAGUAAUAUUAAUAAUUUAGUAAAGUAAAAAUGAGGGAAAUAGUGCAUAUACAAGCUGGACAGUGUGGAAAUCAAAUUGGUGCCAAGUUUUGGGAGGUGAUCUCUGACGAGCACGGAAUCGACCCCACGGGGACAUACCACGGCGAUUCAGACCUUCAGCUGGAGCGAAUCAACGUUUACUACAAUGAGGCCACCGGGGGGAAAUAUGUACCCAGGGCCAUCCUUGUGGACCUUGAACCGGGGACUAUGGACUCCGUGCGGUCGGGUCCCUUUGGACAAAUCUUCCGCCCUGACAACUUCGUGUUUGGACAGUCGGGCGCAGGAAACAACUGGGCAAAAGGACAUUACACUGAAGGAGCCGAAUUAGUGGAUUCCGUUCUUGAUGUUGUCAGGAAAGAGGCAGAAGGCUGCGAUUGUCUACAGGGCUUCCAGCUCACCCACUCACUUGGAGGAGGCACUGGAGCGGGACUGGGAACUUUAUUGAUCUCGAAGAUUCGAGAAGAGUAUCCCGAUCGCAUCAUGAAUACAUUCAGCGUAGUGCCGUCACCGAAGGUGUCUGAUACUGUCGUUGAGCCCUACAACGCCACCUUGUCCGUGCAUCAGCUGGUGGAAAACACUGACGAAUCUUACUGCAUUGAUAAUGAAGCGCUAUAUGACAUCUGCUUCAGAACUUUGAAGCUGACUACGCCUACGUACGGGGAUCUUAAUCACCUCGUUUCUGCUACAAUGUCUGGCGUCACCACUUGCCUCAGAUUCCCCGGUCAAUUAAAUGCUGAUUUGAGGAAGCUUGCAGUAAACAUGGUGCCUUUCCCUCGUCUGCAUUUCUUCAUCCCUGGAUUCGCUCCACUAACAUCCCGCGGCAGUCAGCAAUACCGUGCCUUGACUGUCCCAGAAUUGACGCAACAGAUGUUUGAUGCAAAGAACAUGAUGGCUGCGUGUGACCCUCGCCACGGCAGAUACUUGACCGUUGCUGCUGUUUUCAGAGGAAGAAUGUCAAUGAAGGAAGUAGAUGAGCAGAUGAUGAAUAUCCAGAAUAAGAACUCUUCGUACUUCGUCGAAUGGAUUCCCAAUAAUGUGAAGACAGCCGUUUGUGACAUUCCGCCUCGAGGUUUGAAGAUGUCUGCCACUUUUAUUGGCAACUCCACUGCUAUCCAGGAGUUGUUCAAACGUAUUUCAGAGCAGUUCACUGCUAUGUUUAGACGUAAAGCAUUCUUGCACUGGUAUACUGGCGAGGGAAUGGACGAGAUGGAAUUCACUGAGGCGGAGAGUAAUAUGAACGACUUGGUGUCCGAGUACCAGCAGUACCAAGAUGCUACUGCCGAAGAGGAAGGAGAGUUUGAUGAGGAGGAAGAGGGUGGCGAUGAGGGCGACUAGAUUAUUUUUUGUUAAGAUUAUAUAUUAUGCUUUUUUAGAUUUGUUUUAUUACAUUUUACGAUGUGGUAA